Paramecium pentaurelia is the source of this 1579-nucleotide messenger RNA. The record is from the annotation of a GenBank genome assembly. NCBI's taxonomy places the organism in Eukaryota, Ciliophora, Oligohymenophorea, Peniculida, Parameciidae.
AAUGUAGCAUUAACUUCCAUUUUCAACUAAUGAAUUAGAACAUUUUGAAAUAGAGCACACUCAUGGUUCAUUAUCUAAAGCUAAACCUCCCGUUUACAAAUAGAAAGAUUAAUUGAUAGUCAAUAAAAUUCAUACUGUCUAAUUGGAUCAUGAGAUUGAUGAAGAUGUGAAUUCUAAAUUUCACUUUACAGUCAUAAUGGUAGGAAUAUUGUCUGGUAAUUUUGGAUUGGGUUACUCUUUACCAUACUUAUCAAUGUCAUUUUCUACAGUAUUUUCUCAGAUGUAUAUCAUUUUAAUAUAUUUAUGGUAGUGAAUUGAAGGGAUCAGAAACAUCUGAAUAAGGAUUUUUUAGUGCAAUUUUAUCUAUUGGUUGUCUUAUUGGUGCAAUUUUUACAAAAUUCUUAUUGAAACACACAACUAGGAAUCAAUCACUAAUGAUAGCAGAUUUUUGUGGUUUUUUAAGUAUUUUUGCAGUGAUUCCAAAUCGAGAAGUUAUUUUAACUUUCAGAUUUUUUUAUGGAGUUUGUAUUGGUAUCUAAACAAUAAUAAUGCCAAUAUAUUUAAAGGAAUUGUGUCCAUAAAAAUAUUAUGAUAAGUUUUCAGUAAUGUCAGGAUUCUUUGUAGGUGGAGGAUUGCUUUUUGCCAAUUUUAUGGGUUUAGGUUAUAUAAAUAGUGAUUUAAGAGGAAAAGACUCUCAUUAUUGGUAGAUUGUUUUUGCAAUUCCAGCAAUUGUAUUCUUAUUUAGAUUUACAGUAUUGACAAUAAUAUACAAAAUAGAUAGUCCAAUAUCAUUAAUAAUUAAAAAUAAGCCAACAAAGGCAAAGGAAAUAAUAUCUUAUAUUUAUUAAUCAGUUUGUGUUGAAUAAGCAUUUCAAAAAAGUUAAUUAAGAGUGUAGUAUGAUGAAGAACAUAAAGAAGGAAUAAUGAUACUUUUUACUAGAAAACAUAGAAGAACAUUAGCAAUUGGUUGUGUAUUGAUGUUUGUUUAUACAUGGUGUGGAUUAUUUGCAAUAUUCUCAUAUAGUUCACAAUUUUUUGCUUCUAUGUCAAAUGGAGAUGUUACUUUAAAUACUUUCUUUACAUUAAUUUUAGGAAUAGUAUAAUUUACACCUGCUUUCAUAUCAUCAAUUGUUUAUAGAAGAUGGGGAAAAAGAAUAAUACUAUUGACAGGAUUAUUUUUGAUGAUCAUUUGUUAAAUAUUAAUAAUAGGUUUAAGCUAUACUGAAGCUUUGGGUGCAGUAAUAGUAAAGUUUAUAGUAAUAUGUUUAUUUUCAUUUUUAUAUGCUUUAACAUUAGGUCCUAUUACAUGGGUAAUUAAUUUAUUAAUAAAUAGUCUAUGACUCCAGAAAUAAAUUCAAGUGAGGGAACUUACUUUUGUUUUGUAACUUUAUAUGCUUGGUAAUUAUUAGUCUUAUACAUAUUUCCAUUUAUGCUUAGUAGUUUGGAAAUGAGUGGAUCAUUUGUAGUAUUUGCAAUUUUAACAAUCAGCAGCAUUUUAUUUUUUUAUUGUUUUGUAAAGGAAACAAAAGGAUUGAAUCAUACAGAAAUAGAUAAAGUAUAUGGUAAAGAAGAUAAAUGA